GAGAACCCAGGCACAUGGAAAUGGACCGAAAGCACUUUGGCGCUUGCUUGCUCAGGACAUUUCACAAUAGAGGGGUGCACAUUGUAUUGUUCUGGUUAGAUAUAAAUUCAGGGGUUAAAUGUGGCACAGUGUCAGUUCACCAACUGGAAACUGCUCCAUCUACUAAAUCCACCGCUGUGACUAAGAACCUCACCAUGGCCAGAAUUAUCUUCUACGAGGACAGGAACUUCACGGGCCGUUCCUAUGAGUGCAGCAGCGACUGUUCGGACAUGUCCUCCUACCUGAGCCGCUGCCACUCGUGCAGGGUGGAGAGCGGCUGCUGGAUGGUGUACGAUCGCCCCGACUUCAUGGGAAACCAGUAUUUCCUCAGGAGGGGCGAGUAUGCCGACUACAUGAGCAUGUGGGGCUGGGGCAACAACUGGAUCAGGUCCUGCCGCAUGAUCCCUAUGUACAGGGGCUCAUACAGAAUGAGGAUGUACGAGAGGGAGAACUUCAUGGGGCAGAUGAUGGACGUGACCGAUGACUGCGACUCCAUUACGGAUCGCUACCACUGGUCUAGCGGAUGCCACUCGUGCCACGUCACGGAGGGCCACUGGCUUAUGUACGAGCAUCCUCACUACCGAGGCAGGAUGUGGUACUUCAGGCCCGGAGAGUACCGCAGCUUCAGGGAGAUGAUGGGAAUGACUGGCAUGAGGUUCAUGAGCAUGAGGCGCAUCGUGGAUUCUUGGUAUUAAGCCAAUGGAAUUGUGCAAAUACUGAAUAAAUCGUCUCAAAAAGAACUUACUUGUCUGUUUUCUGGUAGUGUCUAUACUGUAUACGGUCCCUGUUCCAAACUUUUAGGAAGAGUAUGUUCACUGCUCCUUUAUAUGGAGGAGUACCAUUGUAGGUUUUUGGUGGUCAUCUAAAUUAUUGGUUCCAGUGAUGGACCAGAGGCAAACUUUCACUGACGAAUUGAGAACACAUUCCUUUCCUUUUACCCUUAUCUUCACCUGAGCAAGC
Messenger RNA from Tachysurus fulvidraco (yellow catfish), 999 nucleotides. RefSeq names its product gamma-crystallin M2-like. Gene Ontology annotation, biological process: visual perception; lens development in camera-type eye. Lineage: Eukaryota; Metazoa; Chordata; Actinopteri; Siluriformes; Bagridae. The transcript has 3 exons. The coding region runs from base 15 to 734 and encodes 239 amino acids. Gene Ontology annotation, molecular function: structural constituent of eye lens. The record is from RefSeq and is a predicted model, not a curated record.